AUGAAAACUUUUUCUAUCAUAUUUAUUUCAUUUAUUUUCUUUUCGACACUAGUGAGAGCACAAAGUGAGACCGCAGCGAAUCCUGCCACCGCAGCGAGUCCUGCUACUUCCACUUCCGCACCUGAUAAAAUAUCACAAUGUCUUCAAAAUCAAGGUUGUUCCUACAGUGAUAUUAAUUGUGUUGCCUGGUGCGCAGGAGUUCCUAAUCCUUCACCGCAAGAUGUUAACGCGACUAAUGACUGUAUAGCUAGUUGUCCAAAUACCACCAAUGCAGGUUAUCAAUCAUGCGUAAGCGGAUGUAUUAAUUCACACUAUAAUCAACCUACUGUCUAUGGAACAAGUUCCGGAGCACCUCCCACGCAAACCGGAACUUACGUUGCGGUUUUCGUGCAGUUGGUCAUUUGGGCGACAUUAUUGUUAUUUUCCGAAUUUAUUCGUAGAAGGCACGUCCUUCCAUCCCCUAAUAUAAGAUUUGAAACUGGCAUCGCACCUCCCGAUUUUGCGACUGCGGAUCAAAUGGAUAAUCGCUAUGCAAAAGCAACAAAUGCUGCAAGGGAUUCUUUGUUGAUGCUUAUUAUCGCGACUAUUUUGACUCAAUCGGGUUAUGGCGCGACUGCGGCAUCCGUUAUUCUUUCUUGGAUCUUUUUGGCAAUAUCCACUUUUUGGGUUCUUUCCAUUUUAUUCUUUGACCACAUGUGGUUGCCAUUAAUCCUCGAAGCAAUGGCAUUUCCUUUCAUUUUAGCAAUUCUUGCUUUAGCAUUUCGUCCUACUGAAAAAGGAAAUCCCCUUCCUCUGAAUCCUCGUGCGAAAUUUAUUGAAUUUGGUCAUUGGUUGCAAUAG
This is a messenger RNA of Dentiscutata erythropus, 840 nucleotides long. Lineage: Eukaryota; Fungi; Glomeromycota; Glomeromycetes; Diversisporales; Gigasporaceae. The record is from the annotation of a GenBank genome assembly.